This is a messenger RNA of Bemisia tabaci, 878 nucleotides long. Its product is annotated as achaete-scute homolog 3. NCBI's taxonomy places the organism in Eukaryota, Metazoa, Arthropoda, Insecta, Hemiptera, Aleyrodidae. Gene Ontology annotation, biological process: regulation of transcription by RNA polymerase II; developmental process. The record is from RefSeq and is a predicted model, not a curated record. Gene Ontology annotation, molecular function: DNA-binding transcription factor activity, RNA polymerase II-specific; protein dimerization activity; RNA polymerase II transcription regulatory region sequence-specific DNA binding.
UCACAAGUCAGUCGCCUCGAACAGCUCAUGAUGGUUUUAAUUUUUAGCCUUCGGCAGUCUUUUCAAUGAAAAGCGAGGCAUGUUGUCCAAUAGAGUUUACUGCUCCUGUAGACUUAUUCCGAGAGAGUAACGACAACGUAAUUACGGUGUGGAAGAGAAGUUUCAAAAAUUGAAAUCACGACGAACAUAUUCCCAGUUUUCAGAUGAACAAAAUUCACAAUUAUUGGAGCCAGCAGCGGCCGAAUCGCGAAGGUCCUGAGGCUAGGAGAAAGUUAAAAUUGAAAAAGAUCGGCGAGGAAAUGGAGAAAAAACCUGCUCUGCAAAUCAUUGCAAAAAGAAACGCAAGAGAAAGACGCAGAGUCCAAGCCGUGAACGGAGCCUUCGCAAAGUUGAGGAAAACCAUUCCGGCUGACAGUCACAGGGGCAAGAGGAUAAGCAAGGUGAAAACUUUGAAAAUGGCCAUCUACUAUAUUAAAAUGCUGGAUCAAGUCUUACGAUACGAAGUCAGUUUGGAGCAGAACGAGCGCAUUUCUGUAUCGAAUCAAGUUGACCACCCAACGAUGACGUAAAUUUCUUGUCUUCUUCAUUCGACUGAAAAAUUUUCAUUUUCAUCGGUCAUGAAAAGGAGUGCUACACUUUAAGGAAAAAUGCGGCACAGUCAGAAAUAAGAGGCAUUUAACAUACAUUUUGCCUGAUAAAAUAAAUUCCAGAAUUUCUCCGAUGAAGAGGCUUGAUCAGAAGAAGCGAAAAAAGAUAAUACCAGUGGCUGCGUGCUUUCGAUACGUCGAUUGAUCUGCCAUUUAAACCUAUGGAAAAGGAUCGAUAAAGAGGGUGCUCGUAACGAACAUAAUAUUCGAUUCUUUAUCGUAGAUUCAAAU